Melanotaenia boesemani (Boeseman's rainbowfish) is the source of this 2946-nucleotide messenger RNA. It is a transcript of the gene cpne2, whose product is annotated as copine II. Gene Ontology annotation, biological process: cellular response to calcium ion. Gene Ontology annotation, molecular function: calcium-dependent phospholipid binding. The transcript is spliced from 16 exons. The record is from RefSeq and is a predicted model, not a curated record. Gene Ontology annotation, cellular component: plasma membrane. Lineage: Eukaryota; Metazoa; Chordata; Actinopteri; Atheriniformes; Melanotaeniidae. Bases 247 to 1890 code for a protein of 547 amino acids.
GCGCUCUUCAGACGGCACAGUCCAAGCUGCGAGGAUGGUUAAUAUUCUCACACUGUUGCGCCUCCCUGGAUUCUCAACCACAUGUUAAAAAUGUCAACUUCAGUUUUUGCUCUUCUUUAGAAAAAAAAGUCCCGUUGAGGAUUUUUCCUCCCUCUUCACUGUGAGCAGUAAUAAACAAGUGUCAAGUGGAAAACGGUUGAGAAGUUGCUCGUCAUUUACUGAGGUGACUGUUUGCGACCUCAGAUCAUGGCCUACACACUGGGCUCGGCACCUGAUGGUCAGACCCGCAGUGUCGGACCUCAACACUGCGUCACUCGGGUUGAGCUGUCUGUCACUGCUGCCAACUUGCUGGACCGAGAUGUAGCCUCCAAGUCGGACCCGUUCUGCGUUCUCUUUCAUGAAGUGGAUGGAAACUGGGUGGAGCUGGGACGCACUGAAACCGCUGUGAACAACCUGAACCCAGUGUUUGGAGUGAAGUUUCAGGUGGAUUAUCACUUUGAGGAGGUUCAGAAGCUUCGAUUCGCCAUGUUUGAUGAAGACAAGUGUGCCACUCAGCUCUACGAACACGACUUCCUGGGAGAAUUCGUCUGUACCCUGGGAGUGAUUGUGUCCAAUAAGAAACUUCACAGACCGUUGAUCUUAGCCAAUGGGAAGCCAGCUGGCAAAGGAUCCAUCAUGAUAACAGCGCAGGAGCUGUCUGACAACAGAAUCAUCACUUUGACCCUGAGUGGGCGUAAACUGGAUAAGAAGGAUUUCUUUGGUAAAUCAGACCCAUACCUGGAGUUUCACAAACAGGGGGAGGAUGGUAAAUGGAUGCUGGUGCACAGGACAGAGGUAAUAAAGAACACAUUAGAUCCAAUAUGGAAACCCUUCACUGUGCCGCUCAUUUCCCUCUGCAAUGGAGAUGUGGACAGAAACAUCAAGGUGCUGUGUUAUGAUUAUGAUAAUGAUGGAGGCCACGACUUCAUCGGAGAGUUUCAGACCACAGUUGCCAAGAUGAGUGAAGCCCAGAACUCAGUGGAGGUGGAGUUCGACUGCAUCAACCCCAAAAAGCAGAAAAAGAAGAAGAACUAUAAGAACUCCGGAGUUAUCAUUGUCAAGUCCUGUAAGAUAACACAUGAUUACACCUUUCUGGAUUACAUAUUGGGAGGAUGCCAGCUCAUGUUUACAGUUGGUAUAGACUUCACUGCGUCUAAUGGAAAUCCUCGAGAGCCUUCCUCCCUCCACUACAUCAACCCACUGGGCAGCAACGAGUAUCUCUCUGCCAUUUUAGCUGUUGGACAAAUCAUACAGGACUAUGAUACUGACAAAAUGUUUCCUGCUCUGGGAUUCGGAGCCCAACUCCCACCAGACUGGAAGGUGUCGCAUGAAUUUGCCAUCAACUUCAAUCCCACUAACCCCUUCUGUUCAGGUGUAGAGGGCAUCGCCCAGGCCUACUCCGCCUGCCUCCCUCACAUUCGUUUCUAUGGCCCGACCAACUUUGCUCCAAUCAUCAACCACGUAGCACGCUUCGCCGCUCAGGCCAUUCAGCAAGACAAAGCAGCGCAGUACUUCACGCUCCUCAUCAUAACAGAUGGAGUCAUCAGCGAUAUGGACGAGACGCGCCACGCCAUUGUGCAGGCGUCUAAGUUACCCAUGUCCAUCAUCAUCAUUGGCGUUGGCAAUGCAGACUUUGCUGCCAUGGAGUUCCUCGAUGGAGACGCCAGCGUUCUGAGGUCCAACACCGGAGAGGAAGCUGUUCGGGACAUCGUGCAGUUCGUCCCUUUCAGGGAUUUUCGUAAUGCACCAAAGGAGACUCUCGCCAAAUCAGUGUUGGCCGAGCUGCCGCAGCAGGUCACCCAGUACUUUAAACAGCGGAAUCUACCGCCCAUCAACCCGGCGCCAGAGUGAGACCCCUGGAAGAAAAAGAGCCCACAUGCUGUACAAUAGCUUGACAAAACCUUCUUCUUAUUAAUGGCAAACAGUACAGAAUGAAAGUCUGUGUCAGCUGUGACCAAAACAUGAGUUGUGGACAAAAAAAAAAAAAAAAAAAAAAGAAAAAAAUGUCAACAUUUUUGCCAUAAUAAUUGUAAAGUUUUACUGGUUUUCCAGUGUGAAUCCUUCAGAUGUGAUUUCCAGCAAACAGAUCUGUGAUGUUGUGGAAUGAGCCUUCAGAUAACAUGCAGGUAAAGCUAUGGCCUUUUUUCUAGAAGGAUUCAAAGAAAUACCUUGAUUUAUGAGGAUGUUUUCCUUUUUCUUUCUGCAUGUGUGUGUCCCGUGAUCUUUUGUGUAAAGUCUUUUCUAAGCUGAACAUUAUCAGUGGUUGAAUCCUGUCCAGUUGUUGUACGGAUUCUUUUUUAGAAAGCAGAUACGAUGAAGACUGUUUCCAUUUGUGCUCACAUGUUGGCAGACUCAUGAUCCAAGUCUGUGUAGAGCACCAUUUCUCCACCCAUCACCAGGGGAAGGUUUUUAUUUAGAAGUUUUGAUGAUCUGAGAGGCGGGUUUAACGCCUGGGAAGGAAGUAGUUGGAGGAGAAUGAGGCCACAGUGGCAGCUGUAGCACUAACACAGGAUGGAUGUGGGAUACUGUGUCAACUCAUACGGUUUAUCAAUAUGGAGCCAUGUUGCUAGCUUUUGUAAAAUCCUUGUAUUUCUUGAGUUGAUCUUGCAUGUUGUUAAUAUGAACUUACUGUUUACAAAUUGAUGCUGAUUAUCACAAAUGCAUGUAUUUUUUAUUCUAAAAUCAUUUAUUGGAUGUAAAUAAUGAGAUAAUGUUGGAAGUAAAUAUUACGUGCUAAAGAAAGAUACUGCUGUGGCAGAGAGAGCAGAGAAGUUUCAGAUAUGCAUAUAUCGAAUGUAUAUUUCUAUGAUGCUGUUUCUGUAAUUAUAAACCAAUGUUCGGCCAUGUUUAAUGUCAUUUUUAUGAAGUGAUGAAUUGUGUAAUUAAACUACAAUGUGGUAUGAUGUG